Mytilinidion resinicola is the source of this 938-nucleotide messenger RNA. RefSeq lists its product as uncharacterized. Bases 63 to 938 code for a protein of 291 amino acids. Gene Ontology annotation, molecular function: catalytic activity. The transcript has 2 exons. NCBI's taxonomy places the organism in Eukaryota, Fungi, Ascomycota, Dothideomycetes, Mytilinidiales, Mytilinidiaceae. The record is from RefSeq and is a predicted model, not a curated record.
CUCUAAAACCGAAAUCUGCCGGAUUUUAAUGCAGAUAUCCAGUUCCCAUACAGCCUCCGAAGAUGCGAGUCACGUGGCCCAGAUUGAUUCGCUUUGUCGCCACAGAUGGUCGUCUUCUUCGCGGAGGGCCAAUUCUCCCGGAUCCAGACUUCGACUUGAGCAGGACUACUGAAGACGCCAAGCUACAGGCAAAAGUCAUCAUCGGAGAAGACCCAUACGACAUCUCAGGAGUGACCAGAGUUUCUAAUGAGAUUGUCACCGUCAAGAAGCUAUUGGGACCACUCGCACCAAAUAACCUAGACAUUCUGCGCUGCGUAGGGCUCAAUUAUGCCAAACAUAAGAAGCCGGUCGAACUCCACCGCCUUUUCCAUUCAUUUUCUACCUGCGUCCACGAUCAUGAUGAAGAUGUUAUCAUUCCUCAGAUUGCUCAAAAUGACCAAGCAGACUAUGAGGGCGAGUUGGUCUUGGCGAUUGGAAAAGAUGCGAAGGACGUUCCACUCGAAAGUGCAAUGGACUAUAUUGCUGCGUACACGGCCAGCAACGACGUAUCAUCGCGCAAAAUGCAGCGCGACCCGAAUCUGGCAGGCCGAGUUCCGCAAUGGGGUUUCUCCAAAGGCUUCAACACGUUUGCUCCGCUCGGUCCUGCGCUCAUUGCUUCUGAGUUGAUUGGAGAUCCUAAAGAACUGUUGUUGCAGACGAUUGUGGAUGGGGAAGUGAGGCAGAAAGAGUACAUCAGCGAUUUGCUCUUUGAUUGUGCAUAUCUUGUGUAUUAUCUAUCUCAGGGUACAACGUUGCGCAAGGGAUCAGUGGUCAUGACGGGAACUCCGGGCGGCGUUGGAGCUGGGCUGCAGCCACCGAAAUAUCUUGUGCCGGGAACGGUCAUGGAAAUUUCAAUAAGCAAGAUUGGCACUCUUAGGAACGGGGUCAAAUUCGCAUAG